This is a messenger RNA of Medicago truncatula (barrel medic), 816 nucleotides long. RefSeq names its product DNA-directed RNA polymerases II, IV and V subunit 11. Gene Ontology annotation, biological process: transcription by RNA polymerase II. Gene Ontology annotation, cellular component: RNA polymerase II, core complex. Gene Ontology annotation, molecular function: DNA binding; protein dimerization activity. The transcript has 5 exons. NCBI's taxonomy places the organism in Eukaryota, Viridiplantae, Streptophyta, Magnoliopsida, Fabales, Fabaceae. The record is from RefSeq and is a predicted model, not a curated record. Bases 109 to 459 code for a protein of 116 amino acids.
GAGAAAAGCACAUAAAAACUACGAUUCUAUUGUAGUUUCUCUCAGAUACUGUGUCAUUUGGUUUGAAGAAGAGUGGUAGAAAACAGAGAGCAAAGUGAAGAAGAAACCAUGAAUGCACCCGAUCGUUACGAGCGUUUCGUCGUUCCCGAAGGCACCAAAAAGGUUGCGUACGAGAGGGACACGAAGAUCAUCAACGCAGCAUCUUUCACCAUUGAAAGAGAAGAUCACACUAUCGGCAACAUCCUUCGCAUGCAGCUUCACAAAGACCCUAAUGUGUUAUUCGCUGGAUACAAACUUCCUCAUCCUCUUCAGUACAAAAUUAUCAUCAGGAUACACACAACCAGCCAGUCUUCACCAAUGCAAGCAUAUAACCAGUCUAUUAAUGAUCUGGAUAAGGAACUUGAUACCUUGAAGAGUGGUUUUGAGGCGGAGUUGUUGAAGUUUUCGAAGGACUAUUGACUUGCAACAGUCAAGAUGGAAAUUGCGAGUUAGAAGCAGAUCACUCCAGUUAAAUGGAAUUUAAAUAGAAUAUUUUGUAUGGAAUUCAAAGUUGUAUCAACAAAAAUGUCUAACUCUUUCGUACCAUGUUAAGUUUAAACUACCAAAUAUUAGUUUAGUCGUGUCACAUGGAUCUUGUGGAUCAUGGAUUUCAUGUCUUACUCUUUCGUACCAUGUUAAGUUAACUCUGUGAAGAGCAUCUGGUGGUAUGUAACUGGUUAUGCAUGUGUUUGUUUGCCCGUUAAAAAAGCCGAACCAAACACAGGCUACUAGUAAUGAAAGCAGUGUUAAUCUAUGAUGAUGCCACAUUUACAUUUA